GCUUGCCGAGGGGAGGGGACACUGUCACGCCCAAGUUCCCGUGUUUGACUCCAACGCGUCCUCGACGUUCUGCGCCCUCCAGCCCGCCAUGGCCACCCUCGUAGCUCACCCCCAGGAUACCCCCCGCGACCCCGCCUCCCUCUCGCCGGAGCAGGACGCCCUCCCGACCAAGAUCAGCGCAUACUACAGCCUCGUCUUCCCCAGUUUCACCUACUAUCUCCAGACCCUCAAUGUCACGAUUGGCCGACGUUGCAUCCCCGCCAACACCGCCUCCUCAUCGGACAGCCCUCAGGUUGACGUUGACCUCGGUCCUUUGAAGAGUGUGUCGCGCCUUCAUGCGAAGAUUGAGUAUGAGGAGGAGGAGGAGCGUUUCGUCCUUAUUGUCAUCGGACGUAACGGGGCUUGGGUAGAUGGUGUCUGGUCGGGCAGUGGAAGUAAGGUCCCACUGAACGAUAGGUCACAGAUCCAAAUCGCCUCUCGGACCUUCCACUUCAUCCUCCCGCCUCCUCCUGCACCUGAGGACUCUCCGUCACCCAGUUCGAAUUCAUCCGACAACCGUGCCCGGUCUCGGUCACCCUCUCUUGACAUUGUCGACGUCACCUCAAUCUCGCCUCCGUCCUCUAUUCCACCAUGUUCACCGCCACCGCCCCCGGCCCCUGUCUCUCCGCUAUUACCUGCUAAGAUACCCCCAUUAUCGGAGGCAUCAUUGCCCAACUCUAAUAGCAUAAGCAAGUUCAAGACGAAUGCGAAGAAACGUAAGAAGUCGGACGCCCUCCCGCCGCCUCCGCCUCCCCCGGAGGUUAUGCCCCCAAAGCCGCCGUUUACGUAUGCCCAGUUGUGCUAUCGGGCCAUCAAGGCGUUGGGCGGAAAGGCGUCUUUGCAGGAGAUCUGUCAGUGGAUACGCGAGACGUUCGAUUGGUACAAGUAUUGUGCUAAAGACUGGGAGAGCUCGGUUCGACAUAACCUCUCCUCGAAUCCUGGAUUCAAGAAGGUACUACGAAGUAAAGAAGAGAAGGGCAAGGGUGCACUCUGGCUGGUGGACGAGGCCUUCGAACAUAGCUUCGAGGAGCAGGAUGCCCGAAGGCAAGCUGCUGCAGCGGCCGCUAGCGCGGGCGGUAAGGACGGCAAACUCUCAAGCAAGAAGUCAAAGAAUGCCGUCCCUUUGGAGCCACUUUUCAAGCGAAGCGUAAAGGGAGACGUUAAGGGCCUUCUCCCGCCGCCACUCACGUCGACACCACUGAUGUUCAAGACGAACUCGACGUUAACACCUCAUGCUUAUCCUCCGACUGCUGCAUCUCUUCAUCCAUCAUCGUCCGCACCUGUUGUCAAGCUCGAACCAUCGCCUGCUCCUCAGAUAAAGACCGAACUGUCACAGACACUGGAGAUACCCACCGCACCCACGACGGUCUUCCAGGUAUCUCCGCAACCGGCGCCAGUACCUGCUCCGACAUCGUCCGUCUCCCCCGCUACGAACCCUCUCUCGUCUUCGGUUGCCACACCGUCACUAUCAAGCGCUCCUGCCAUCCCCACCACCGUCCGCAUCCCUAUCAUCGUCGGUCAUGUUCCACAGUCUUCCACGUCUAGCGCCCCGGCUGCUCCUCCGAAGCCCAUCGUUCUGCAUGACAACUCGCUCAUCCUCAACCCCGAGAUCUUCUCGCAUCUGACUUCAGAGCACCUCAAGGACCUCGAGGCACUCGGUGCCCAGAAGGCGCUUGAGAUCUUGCAGAGCUACAUCGUGCGCUACUACAAGGAGAAGCUCAAGGCCGAGGGUGGCCGUAGCCGUGGACGCGGCAAGCCGAAGAAGGUGAAGGUCCCACCGACUGGGGCUGGAGUAGGGAGAGGAGACGCUGCGAGCACUGGUCCGUUCACGACAGCGCCACUGCCACCACGGGCUCUCAACGCCCCGGACCAUGCAUCGCCCGACUCUGCCCCCACUGUCCCAGUGCAAGCCUCGCCUUCUGCACCUGGGCCGCCUCCUCCUGAGGCGGAGGCUGCACCGUCCCCGAUCUUGGUGAUCGACGAUGAUUCGGACGAGGGUCCAGCAGCGAAACGUCGGCGCCUCGACGAACCUCCGGUGCCUUCCUGACUUCGAAGGCGCGCAUGCGCGUUCGGGCUCGUACGUUUCCACUUUCCAUUCCCCGGAUACUGUCAGUAGGAACAUUGAGCAGUCACGCCCCCAUCCACGUUCCCGUCUGCCGUCAGACGUUUAUGUAUUGUCAUGGAUAGAGUUAUCGGUAUGGUAUUGUAUCAUUACUAGUUCUUGGCUCAUGGCCGCAAUCCAUCGACCCACGCCGAGCGCGGGUCUUGCAGUUAUCGCACGUCUGUCGACCAGCGUUCGUUCAUCUCCGCGCGCGUGAUCACUCAGAACCACACAU
This is a messenger RNA of Rhodofomes roseus, 2375 nucleotides long. RefSeq names its product fork head domain-containing protein. The record is from RefSeq and is a predicted model, not a curated record. Gene Ontology annotation, molecular function: protein binding; DNA-binding transcription factor activity, RNA polymerase II-specific; RNA polymerase II cis-regulatory region sequence-specific DNA binding. The transcript is spliced from 3 exons. Lineage: Eukaryota; Fungi; Basidiomycota; Agaricomycetes; Polyporales; Fomitopsidaceae. Gene Ontology annotation, biological process: regulation of transcription by RNA polymerase II. Bases 89 to 2086 code for a protein of 665 amino acids.